Triplophysa rosa is the source of this 4746-nucleotide messenger RNA. RefSeq names its product bromodomain and PHD finger containing, 1 (gene brpf1). Gene Ontology annotation, cellular component: MOZ/MORF histone acetyltransferase complex. The record is from RefSeq and is a predicted model, not a curated record. Gene Ontology annotation, biological process: regulation of transcription by RNA polymerase II. Gene Ontology annotation, molecular function: protein binding. Bases 229 to 4035 code for a protein of 1268 amino acids. NCBI's taxonomy places the organism in Eukaryota, Metazoa, Chordata, Actinopteri, Cypriniformes, Nemacheilidae. The transcript has 16 exons.
UUUUGUUCGUUUUCAGUUCCUGAUGUUGUUGUCUGUGUGAUGGUCUGAAUUCGUACAGGAUCCAUUAAUCUUACUCACAUUUUCUUAUCAGAUUUGAAUUAAACUCAUCCGGUCUGAAUUAAACUUAUGUCCUUGUUUCUCGCACUCGGAGUAAACGUGAUAUCUGCCGCGGAGUCCGGAGUAAUGUAAGCUGGACUUCUUCCUGUCUCUACAGUAUCCAUUGUCAAAAUGGGGCUGGACUUUGAUGUCAAGACAUUCUGCCACAACCUGCGGGCUACCAAACCCCCCUACGAGUGCCCAGUGGAAAGCUGCCGUAAAGUCUACAAAAGCUACAGCGGCAUUGAAUAUCACCUUUAUCACUACGAUCACGACAAUCCACCCCCUCCUCAGAGCACUCCUCAGAAGAAGCGUAAAGGCCGACCGCCUAGGGUCUCCUUGGCAGGGUCAGGAGAUGGCCCUGAUUCUAGUACCGGUUUUGGGAUCACUGGGCAGGGAACUACGCCGGGUAGCCCAGCCGAACGCUCCGAUCACUCCCAUUCGCCUGUGAGAGAGACAAUGACCUAUGCCGAAGCUCAGCGGAUGGUAGAACUGGAGAUCCGUGGGCGAGUGCACCGCAUCAGCAUCUUUGAGAACCUGGAUGUGUUUUCAGAGGAGGACAGUGGUGCUGAAGAUCCGCCAUCUUCUGGAAUCGGGGGCUCAGCUUCGUGUAAUGGGGGUGGAGUCGAGGGUGGCAUUGGUAAGGACAGAUUGGAUUGUUCUGCAACCAAUGGCGAGAAAGGGCCUCAAAAAACAGGAAAGUACAAAAGCAAAGAGAAGAAAAAAGACAUCAGCUCACACCAUCACAUGAACCCACCUGGACCAGCUGUGAAGUUGCCUGAAGUGGUCUUUCGAGAACUGGAUGAGGAAAGACCUGAUGCGCCCCCUCGACCCACAUCUUACUACAGGUACAUUGAUAAGUCGGCAGAGGAGCUGGAUGAGGACGUGGAGUAUGACAUAGAUGAGGAAGACUACAUCUGGCUGGACUUCAUGAAUAAAAAGCGUGAAAGUGAUGGGGUUGCUCCGAUCACUCAGGAGGUUUUUGAGUACCUUAUGGAUCGACUGGAAAAGGAAUCUUACUUUGAGAGUCACAACAAGGGUGACCCCAGCUCUCUGGUGGAUGAGGAUGCCGUUUGCUGUAUCUGUAAUGACGGCGAGUGUCAGAACAGUAAUGUCAUCCUGUUCUGUGACAUGUGUAACCUGGCUGUGCAUCAGGAGUGUUACGGUGUUCCCUACAUUCCAGAGGGCCAAUGGUUGUGUCGGCGCUGCCUGCAGUCGCCAUCCAGAGCUGUGGACUGUGCGCUCUGCCCCAACAAAGGCGGUGCUUUUAAACAGACAGAUGAUGCCCGCUGGGCACAUGUAGUAUGUGCCCUCUGGAUCCCGGAGGUGUGUUUUGCUAAUACGGUCUUCCUUGAGCCUAUAGACAGCAUUGAGCACAUCCCCCCGGCCCGCUGGAAGCUUACCUGUUACAUCUGUAAACAGCGUGGCUCCGGUGCAUGCAUCCAGUGUCACAAAGCUAACUGCUACACCGCCUUCCAUGUCACCUGUGCUCAGCAGGCCGGCCUCUACAUGAAAAUGGAGCCAGUGCGUGAAACAGGUGCUAACGGGACUUCAUUUAGUGUACGCAAGACUGCCUACUGCGACAUCCACACCCCACCAGGAUCUGCCCGUCCACUGGGAGGGGUGGGAGGCGCUAGUAUCGGCUCCUCACAGAGUGAGGGGGAAGCGGAGGAUGAGGAUGAUAUGGCAGGCGGUGAUGAGGAAGGAAAGGGGUGCAGCUCAGAGCGGGCAAAGAGGGUGAAAGCUAAAUCACGGAUAAAGAUGAAAAGGGCAAGGAAGAUACUGGCUGAGAGGAGAGCAGCCGCACCUGUAGUGUCGGUGCCAUGCAUACCACCACACAAGUUAAGUAAGAUCACGAGUAAUCUAACAGUGCAGAGGAAAAGUCAGUUCAUGCAGAGACUCCAUAGCUACUGGACACUGAAGAGACAGAGCCGCAACGGUGUUCCUCUCCUGCGACGUCUCCAGACGCACCUGCAGUCCCAGCGCAACACGGAGCCCCUCCCCACUAUUACCAGGGAUGGUGAAGAGAAACAUUCUGUGUUGAAGGAGCAGUUGAAAGCGUGGCAGAGACUCCGUCAUGACCUAGAGAGAGCCCGGCUGCUGGUGGAGCUCAUCCGCAAGAGAGAGAAGCUCAAGAGAGAGACAAUAAAGAUUCAGGAGAUGGCGUUAGAGCUGCAGUUGACUCCUUUCCUGGUUUUGUUGCGUAGCACUCUGGAACAGCUGCAGGAGCGGGACACCAGUAAUUUCUUUACUGAGCCUGUACCUUUAAGUGAGGUCCCAGAUUACCUGGAUCACAUUGAACGCCCGAUGGACUUUCAGACAAUGUGGAAGGGUUUAGAAUCACAUCGCUAUCUAAGCUUUGAAACUUUUGAGACUGACUUUCUGCUCAUUGUCAACAACUGUCUGAAAUACAAUGCCAAAGACACAGUCUUCUACCGCGCUGCACUGCGAUUGCGAGAAGCGGGUGGUGCUGUUUUACGGCAAGCACGCAGACAGGCAGAGAGAAUUGGCUAUGAUUACGAGACAGGCAUGCAUCUUCCCAGAGAGCCGAGCCCGGAGUCACCACACGAGCGAGAGAGAGAGAGAUUCAGAGAAAGAGAGAGAUCGGCAUCAGCUGCUGAAGAUGAUCUUUUGCUGGAGAACCGACGGCGUUUGCCUCUGGAGGAGCAGCUGCAGAUCCUGCUGGCACGUUAUGAUGAAGUCAUGUCAGGGAAGCACAGUAUCGGCCAGUCCCGGCGAGCUAAAGCCUUGAAGAAGGAGAUGACUGUUAUUAAGCGUAAGCUGGCUCAUCAGCGUGAGGGUGGCUGUGGUUUGGGCAACCAUGAGUCGGGCUUGUCGCUGGAACGCACCUCAGUCCUUGCGCAUCAUGCCUCUGCGAGUGGCCGUCACGAUGAUGGAGAGAGCAGCAGCCAUGAAAUUGGUGGAAAAGACCUUAGCGUGUCCUCUUCUGCGCUGGCCCCUGAGGUUGGACGUCGUACAUCUGUCCUCUUCUCAAAGAAAAAUCCCAAAGCCACAGGCCCUCCGAAGCGCCCAGGUCGACCCCCUAAGAACCGAGACAUGUUGCAUGGACCAGGGGUGCUGAGCUCCAGUCCAAUUGGCCCACCCCAGCUACCUUCUCUCCCCCAUUCACGCAAGAGACCCCACAGUCCACAGUCCAGCUCCAGCUCAGAGUCCGACAGCGAACACGAUCACCUCAUACUGGAUCUGCACAGUAAUGGCUUUGGUGGAAGCAGUCAGCCGGUGACUGAAAGUUUUCUGGUGUACAGAAAUGAACGCAGUCUCCCGCGCUCCAGCUCCGACUCUGAGUCCACCAGCAGUAGCAGCAGCAGUGCCGCAUCUGACAGGACCAGUACCACUCCCUCUAAACAGGGACGUGGAAAGGCCUCCUUUUCCCGCUCAGCAUUUCCAGAGGACAGCAGCGAAGAGACGUCUGGGACAGAAAACGACUCGUACUCAAUUGGCGGAGCGAGAGGAGUUUCCCACUUGGUUCGAGGCAGGGGCCGCUCUGGAUGCUGGAUGAGUUCUGAUGAUUACAGCUCUCUGGAUGCUCUUGAUCUUGUGUGGGCCAAGUGCAGAGGAUACCCCUCUUACCCCGCACUGAUCAUUGAUCCCAAGAUGCCACGAGAAGGUGUGUUCCACAGGGGUGUCCCGAUCCCAGUUCCACCUCUAGAGGUGCUAAAACUAGGAGAGCAGAUGACCCAGGAGGCCCGAGAACAUCUCUUUCUAGUGCUAUUCUUUGACAACAAGAGAACCUGGCAGUGGCUGCCGCGCUCCAAACUGGUUCCUCUUGGUGUGAACCAGGAUCUAGACAAGGAGAAGAUGUUAGAGGGGAGAAAGUCAAACAUCAGGAAGUCCGUUCAGGUGGCGUACCACCGUGCAAUGCAGCACCGUAACAAAGUCCAGGGUGACCCCAGCAGUGAUACCAGUGACAGCGACUGAACACACACAAGUGAACCAGUUUAAUUUCCCAACAAAAAUAACUAUAGAAAGUAUGCAUUUAAAUUGAAGUACACACUUUACUACUUUCUCUAUUCUGGUGCUAAGCUGCCGGUAGUCUUUAGACAGGUCGGUUGUUUUUACAUGUACACGGGAUCAGUGCAGCUGUAUGUGUUUUUCCAGUGCAGUCAUAAAUAAAGGACAAACGUGGUCCAUUUACCUCACACUACAGCCAGUAUUCUGUAUGUAAAGAACACAGUUUUGAUAGACCUCUGCUUAUUGAAACUUUUAAAAUGUCUAAAACCACAUCUUCACAAUUUAGUACACCUAAACCAUGUGUUCUGCUGACUGUGUUUGUGUGGUUAUGUGCAAGAGAGAAUUCAUGUAAGUGUUCAUAAAUGAUGUUAAAAAUGAAGCAGUGCAUUUUGUGUAGAGAGCACAAACAACGCUUAAUUGCGGUACUGUAUUUAUUUGUUCUUCCAAAUGAGACAAGCUCUCAUCCUCCUAUAAUUGCAGCCACACACAUUCUCAGCUCUUGAAUUGGUGUAUCUGUCUGUGUUUGUGGUGAACAUUUCUCAUACUCGGUUGUUUAAUGAGAAUGAAUGAAUACAUUGAUGACAAACUGUUGUCUGCUCAUGUGCCAGUUCUAUCACUGUAGAUCUUUUAUAUAUAAAUAUAAAAUAUGUGCGAUAGGCUUUAAUAAAAACAUUUGAG